Molecule: messenger RNA, 252 nt
Organism: Linum tenue
Lineage: Eukaryota; Viridiplantae; Streptophyta; Magnoliopsida; Malpighiales; Linaceae
Source: the annotation of a GenBank genome assembly
AUGAGCUUAAAUUGUCUAACUUGUCAACCUUUGACGAGGACGGACUCAGAUAGAGAGUAUGAGAAAAUUCCAAAGCUGAUGAAAAAGAAUUCUCAACGAGUAAAUAGUAGUGCGCCAAUUGCUUUCAAUUCGGAUGGUGGCCAGCCAAAGUUGGUAAGGAGCUCUGGAAUGAGAAGAGAUUGGAGUUUUGAGAAUUUGAGAGUAAAUGGUGAGAAUUACCUAUUAGAAUCGUUAUCAUGGAUAAUUCUCUAG